AUGUCCACAUUGUUUUCUACAUAUUAUUUUCUGUUCGUCUAUCUAUCUAUCUAUCUAUCUAUCUAUCUAUCUAUCUAUCUAUCUAUCUAUCUCACACUGUUCAUAUCUAUCUAUUUAUAUCUAUAUCGAUUUCACACUGUCUGUCUGCCUGUUGACCUUUUCUAUUCGCAUCUAUCAGUCUAUCUAUCGGUCUAUCUCUUUGUUUCUUUAAAAGCAAAGAAAAAAAAGAAAUACCCCCUUCCUCUCUCUUUCUCUCUCUCUCUCUUUCUCUCUCAUGAUUCGAAAUCAUUUUUAUCAUUUCUUCACCAUUUUCUUUUUUCAAAGAAAAAUUCUUGUCUGACUCGUUCUCUUUGUUUUUUUCUUCUUCUUCUUCUUCUUCUUGAAAAAAGAAAGAAUACGAUAAGUUUUUUGUUCACCGCCCUCCCCGAUUUCCUAUCUACUUCCUUAAGUGGUCCGCUUAUUAAAAAAACAACAAAAAAAUGUUUAAAAUACUUACUCCCGAAAACUGAUUCUAUCUAUCUAUCUCUCUCCCUCUCUCUCUCUCUCUCUCUCUAUCUAUCUAUCUAUCUAUCUAUCUAUCUAUCUAUCUAUCUAUCAGGAAUUCUCUCUCUUUCAUACAUCCCUUUCUUCUCUCUCUUAUUGCUUAUUUCUCCCGUUCACUUAUUUUCCCUCGCUUGUUAUCUCAUGAAACUCUCUCUCACUCUCUCUCUAUCGGUGAGUCUAUCUGUUUAUGAAAAAAAAAAAGGAAAAAUAUUCCCCCUUCUCUCUCUCUUCUUCCCUAUUCCUCCCCUUCAUUUUCUCCUUAUUUUCCCUCCCUUCUUAUCUCAUAUAACGCCCUUUAGUAGGGUGUGGUUAUUCUCGUCCAAUGAAAUGCCUUCGAAAAACUUUUUAUUCUUACUUUAUUCUUACCUUCCCUUUCUCUCUCUCUCUCUCUCUCUCUCUCUCUCUCUCUCUCUAUCUCUCUCUCUUAUAUUGGUCUAUCUAUCCAUCUAUCUCUCUGUUUCCUUAAAAGAUAAGGAAAAAAAUGUUUCCUCUCUUUUAUACAAUCUUUCUUUCUCUCUCUUUACGCCUCAUUUUCCCCUUCACUACUUUCCCUCCCUUCUAUCUAUCUAUCUAUCUAUCUAUCUAUCUAUCUAUCUAUCUAUCUAUCUAUCUAUCUUUUAA
Messenger RNA from Acanthosepion pharaonis, 1164 nucleotides. Lineage: Eukaryota; Metazoa; Mollusca; Cephalopoda; Sepiida; Sepiidae. The record is from the annotation of a GenBank genome assembly.